GUGUUGUUUAAGUGUUCCCUUUAUUUUUUUUGAGCAGUAUAUAUAUAUAUAUUCACAGUUAAGUCAGAACGCUAGCUACCGUUAACUUAGCAGACUUGUAAUAUCAGUCUUAGGGUAUGUUGUUGAGAUGUAGAUAAGCAAGCUAUAUUAAUAAAUGUAGAUGGUUAAAACCCCUUCAUAUCCUUCACUUGGUCAUUUAAAAAUGUCUAGAUGUGCUUGUUUUAUUAGCGAUCACGACCAUCUGAUCUGCUAGGCCAGAACAGUAAGGGUUCAUGGCCGAGGUCGAGUAUGAUGAGUGACUGUGUGUGACCUGACCUAUGAUGGCUAGCAAGUCAUUACUCAUCACUUAUGAAUGCAGGUGUCACCAAGUCGGCUCCUCGGAUUUCCUUUGGUUUUCUUCAGAGGCAGCUUGUCAGACUCUUUAAUCCACAUUAGAACCUGGCACUGAGCUUUAAAGCCAUCCAAGCGUGCUGUUGAGUCUCUCCUGCUGCAAGUCUGGGUCAGUACACAAGAGUGUAGUGGAUGUAUACAGUGGCUCUACAUUUCGAGAGUUGUUUUGGACGUUGAUAAUAUUGGGUUUACUUGAUGUCACUUUUAGAUACAUUUUACAUUUGGUUUCUGAAUUCAGUGUAUAUUUCAGCUGGAGCUUUUUAUUUUUCAGUGUGGUCAUCUGGUCAAAUAGUGCUGUUCAAUCAGUGAAAAGUAAAGAACGCUGCAGAAUUGGAGAAAGGUUGAGGCCGGACACAGGGAUGAGCAGGACAUUACUGCACUGGAACUGGGAGAAGUGCGCAAGAUACAUGAAUUAGUGCGGAGACUGGAAAUUGAAAAUGAAGCUCUAAGCGAGAGGUGAAGAAAUUUCAACACCAACAACCAGGCUCUCUCUGGUGGGCUCAUCAGCUGUCCCUCUUUGCUGGAGGAACGUCAAAUUGUAUGUGAUUUGCUGGACCCUGAACCAGCGGAGGUUAAAAGCCUGACAGAGAAACUAGUGGGGCAGGAUGUACACAUAUAUGAUGGCUGUUAUGCACACUUGCCCCACAGUGACAUGUUGGAGAAGACACACUGGCUGGGAUGCAUGGGGUCAGAGGAGCUGGUAGACAGGGACACAGAGAAGGGAGCAGAGCAGUCUGCGCUCAACCUGGUGGACCUCCUGGGCCUAGAGGAGGGCUGUGAGCUGGAGAAUGAAGAGAGCUGGUUAUAUGAGUCACCCAAGAAACAGGCAUCUGCUGAAAGAAGCAAUAAGUCACCUAUAAAGUGGUGCAGACAGGUUCUGGACAACCCCAACCCUGAAACAGAGGUGGCAUGUCACACAUUAAUUGAUAUCCUGGACCAAAAGACAAGAUGGAGGAGUAUCUUUCGCAGUCGCUUCCACAGACAUCCUGUAGCCUUUCCUGACACUGGCUAUCUUUGCAUGGGCUCACCUUCCACUCUGUACCACAGAUCAACUAACAGAAGUCAACAAACCAAUAAACCUAACAGCUCAUGUAGGAUAACAAUGAUGCUAGUUUACCACCCUGCAUGGAUGAGAAUGAGCCAAGUGUCUCAGAUGACUCCAUCACCAUGGGCUACAGGCUGCAGGACCUCACUGACAUCCAGGUCAUGGCUCGCAUGCAGGAGAAGAGUUUAAGACAGGACUAUUCCUCCAUCCCUGCUGCUGCCACACCAUUCAGGAGUGUUGGUACAGCCAUGCUGUCACCUUGUAAUUAUGGCUACAGUGAUCUGGAGUUCGACAAGUAUAGUCUGGAGAACACAGUCGCAUACACAACUCCUCCCGGCCAGCUGCCCCACUACCGGCCCUCCCCAUUGGGCCAGUCAUCCAGAUCCAUAGCCCAGCCUGGUCACAGCAGCCAGCUGCCAAGGCCUCCCAGUCAGGCCACCACUCAAUCUAAGCUGCUUAAACUCGCAAAGAGAAUAGAUAAAAAGAGCGCCUGAAUAGAAAAUUAAAUUUGACACACAAAUUCACAUAUUGACUUUUACUUGAAAACGAAAACAAAUCGACACUACCAGUUUAACAUGAUCUGCUAUGUGUGUUUGACCGAUUUGUAUAUGUGAAAUGGGAGUUGACCCAGAUGUAGGUUGUUGUUGUUGUAGAGGAGCUGAAAAGCUGCAUGCAAAACAUGGAUUUACCACCUCCUCGCACCAGCCUCCACUCCCUCCAAGCAGUCAGGAACAGCCGCAUCCUGGAGGCUAACGGCCAGCUCCCCACAAACCAGCCCACCUCCCGCCUGACCCCUAUCGCAGGUUCAACCAGAUCUCCACCUGGUGGGUUAGUAUUUUAGUAGGGAGAGCAUAUACUAAACCAUAAUGUCUAUACACACCAUCAUGUACAUACAUAUUUCGGACUAUGACAUUGUUUAUUCUGAUAUUUUUUGGAUAUUGUUAAGUAUUACUGCACUGUUGGAGCUAGAAACUGAAGAAUUUCACUGCACCUGCGAUAACAUCUGCAAAAUAUGUGUACACGACCAAUAAAAUUUGAUUGCAUCUCAGCAAGCGUAUAGAAAUCCAUAGGAAUUGAAUUUUGUACUUGCUUUUAUUUCAUACACAUGUUUAGGCCAUAAUUCCAAACUUAUGAUUACCUCCUACAGUAGGUGCGUCUUCAGUCAAGCUUGGGAGUGGUGGCCGAUCUUCAUUUGUCCCUACCAAAACCCUGAGCUCCAGUGACCCUGCAACUGGAGCAGUACGCCAGUCCCUGAGAGAAUGAUUUCAGGCCUCUUCCAUCAGAGGGCUGCAGAGACCCCAGUCCCUUAGCCCCGCUGGUUUGAGGAACCCCUGUCCCAGUAAGGACCUCUCAGUUGGAGAGUACCUGUCAAGUCAUGGUCGUGUCUAUGCCUCCCCUGAGAGAUCCACUACCCUGGCUUGGGACAGAAUGGGGCAGCCUGCCAAUGCACGUAGGCAAAACGGUGUACUCAACAUUCCUUAGUAAUCUGUAACAAACUCUCACUCAAAAUAAUUUCACUUAAUGUAUUAAAGUACAUUAAACAGUAGGUUUGAUUUCUGUGCAUUUCAAUUGAGUUGUCAUUUUCUUCUGCCAAUCAUACAGUACUGAUUUAUUUAGUAUGGCUUCACAAUCUCUUCCACUGGAACUGGACACAUCCCUCCUUUCGCAGUUAUAAAUGCAAGGUGCUGCACAAUGCUACAUUCCAAACGACCUCCAACAAAUCAAUCUUAAUUUGAUUCAAAUGUUUUGAUUUGACACACAAAUCCACAUACUUAGAACUGAUACAGUAUAUCAUUAUUAACAUAAAGUAUCACACAGGUCUCGGUCAUAAAACACCAUCCUUUUCUUCAUACUACUUUUACACUGGUUUACAUGUAAAUGUCUUCCUCAAUCACUCCAGUACCCCUGCACAUUGAAAUAAUGGUACUGGCACUGCACUGACCUGUAUAUAAAACCUGUAUAUAACUGCA
Salmo salar (Atlantic salmon) is the source of this 3405-nucleotide messenger RNA. The record is from RefSeq and is a predicted model, not a curated record. Lineage: Eukaryota; Metazoa; Chordata; Actinopteri; Salmoniformes; Salmonidae.